UCCGGAGUGAUUACUUUGAUGCAAGCUCCAUCAGGAGAAGAUGGACCCGCCCACUAUGAAGCAAUCUCUCGCCGGAGAUACCUUGAAAUGACUUCGAAAUGCGCGGAACUUAGAAAAACAAUGGCCAAGCAACGCGCAGCCACUGCGCGCAAAUUUCUACAGGAACAACGUGCAGGGGACGCAAAGGGUUCUUUAAUUGGACCAGGAUGUAUGGCUUUUGCAAGGUCAUCUGUUCACGUUCAGACUGGUCUUUAUCUGGAGGAGUUAACCGAACAAAUUGAACAGGAUGACUUCGCUACUCAGACAGACUAUUUUUUGGACCGACCACCCACACCCUUGUUUGUACCUGCAAAAACCGGAGUCGACGUUGCCACACAAAUAUACGAAAAUGACCUCUUUGACUUCGAACUCGAAGUACAACCGAUCCUCGAAGUUCUGUGCGGAAAAACCAUAGAGCAAGCGCUACUCGAGGUUGCGGAAGAGGAGGAGCUGGCGGACUUACGAUGCCAACAGCAGGUACUCCAAGAAAUUCACAAUGCUGAUCUGGCCGAAGUUGCCAGAUUGGAGGAUCGGAACCGUCGAUACGAGAAGAUUGACUGCAUGGUAUUUUUGGAAUUGUGUCCAACUCUGAGACCCAAAGAGGGUUACAAAGGUCUUGGCCAGUUUGCAGAAGAUACAACGCGUUUACCUACAUUUGAAUAUCCUGUACUAAACAGGGAAGAGAAACAGAGACGCAAAGUUCAGUAUGAAAAAGCAAUGAAACUGGCCAGGGAAACCGCGGAGAAGAUUGCGGCCAAAGCGUUCACAAAGGCCUAUCUUUCACCGCUAAUGAAGAGCACAUUUGAACAGCUGUUGGAACGCGGCUACUUUUACGAUUCUGUUGAGCAUGUAAGCCAGCACGAAGUCCCUUCCUCGUUCACCUUUACUCUUUUCUUUACAAUAAGGCUUUCAAAUAAAUUAUGGUUGUACGGCAGUGAAACCUCGGUGUUGAAUACUGAUGCCAUGCUAUCGAUGAUGACGUAUUGGAACGGUAAGCGUUACAGAUUCAUGUGUUUUCUUCUUCAGGCCAUCAGGCAACGUCAUCAUGAGUUCCGUGAACUUGGUCGAGCAAUAUGUGAGAAGGCAUGCAUCCGACAAGUGCUCCCCUCUUUGCGCACUGAAGUGGCUAAUUAUGUUAUCGACCGGUCCGCGCGGCUUGCUCUGCAACGGUUGGAACUGGCUGCGGCGAGCACCCGGGAAAUUCGGGAAGCUGUGAAUGUGGAAAUUUUGAAUGAUGCAAUUUAUGAUGUCGCACUGGAAGUCCAGGCACAGAAAGAAGCCGAGGAAGCUGCGGAAAACGCGGAAACUACG
This is a messenger RNA of Opisthorchis viverrini, 1350 nucleotides long. RefSeq lists its product as hypothetical. Gene Ontology annotation, cellular component: cilium. The annotation marks the transcript as partial. Lineage: Eukaryota; Metazoa; Platyhelminthes; Trematoda; Opisthorchiida; Opisthorchiidae. The transcript is spliced from 7 exons. The record is from RefSeq and is a predicted model, not a curated record.